AUGUCUUGCAAACCUUUUACAGUCUCGGCCGCUCUGUGCCUCGCUCUCGCUUUCGGCCCGGUCACUGUGCUCUCUGUGCCUCAGAUGGGUCAGGGUGCUCUUCCACUCUCUGCCGACGACAGAAACCCCUCAAGUGACAGCGAAACCGCCGGUGGACUAAACUACAACAUCGGCAUCCCCAACGGCCCAUCCUUCGAAUUCGGCGCCGGAUUCCAGCAAAAGUCGAACGAUGAGAGCUGCGACUCUGAUCCAAGCCAACAGCUCGACGCCGGCAUGGGAUACGGCGCAGGGAUCCCCGACGGCCCAUCUGCUGGCUUUGGCGCCGGGGUUCACCAUGUGCAUCGCGGCGCUUCUUGUGCCCCGGUCCAAGUGACCCAGGAGAUCGUUGAAACGACGACGGUCACGGCCCCUGGCACUACCAAUCUCGUGGUGGUCACGUCUACCGCGGAAGUUGUCGAAGUCCCAUCUAUCACUGAGGCUCCUGUGCAGCCUUCGUUGCCCGAGAGUAUUCUUGCCCCGUCGUCGACGCUAGAGGUCGUGGACACGUCUUCUUCGGAGAUCACUUCGUCUAUCAAGACAACUGCUAUUCCAGUCGUCUCAGCGGGAGCAGGUGCUCAGGCAAACCCGACCGAAGCCUCGGCCUCCAAGAUCAACAUCAACGUCCCAGUAACAUUCAUCAAACCCCCCACCGAUCUCACGACUGCGUCCCUGGCCACCGCCAUCGCCAUCGCGAUCCCAAUCCCAUUGUAUACGCCCACUGCGCAGGUGCCGAUGCACUCUACCCCCUUGGUUCAAUAUAUGGCGCCGACUGGCACUUCCAAGUCGCAGACCUACUUCAACGCUGCGGCGGGCUCUUGCAGACCCCACGCUCUCUUGCGGGGUGGCCGUCUCGCGCUAAUCCUGGGCGUCGUAUAUCCGUUCCUGUGA
Messenger RNA from Penicillium diatomitis, 927 nucleotides. RefSeq names its product putative cell wall protein. The transcript is spliced from 2 exons. The record is from RefSeq and is a predicted model, not a curated record. Lineage: Eukaryota; Fungi; Ascomycota; Eurotiomycetes; Eurotiales; Aspergillaceae. The coding region runs from base 1 to 927 and encodes 308 amino acids.